This is a messenger RNA of Pleuronectes platessa (European plaice), 2465 nucleotides long. RefSeq names its product Rho family GTPase 3a (gene rnd3a). The transcript is spliced from 5 exons. NCBI's taxonomy places the organism in Eukaryota, Metazoa, Chordata, Actinopteri, Pleuronectiformes, Pleuronectidae. Gene Ontology annotation, molecular function: GTPase activity; GTP binding. The coding region runs from base 82 to 813 and encodes 243 amino acids. The record is from RefSeq and is a predicted model, not a curated record. Gene Ontology annotation, biological process: small GTPase-mediated signal transduction.
ACCAAUCAGGACCGGACUCCUGUUAUUAUUAUUUCUUUUAUUGUUGUUGCCUUUUUCUACACUUUUCCCCGAUUGAAAUCAAUGAAGGAGAGACGCUCGUGUCAGAAGCCAUCUCUCAAAUCCAGCAUGGAUCCCAGUCACAGCGUGAAGUGUAAGAUAGUGGUGGUGGGAGACAGCCAGUGCGGGAAGACCGCGCUGCUUCACGUGUUCGCCAAGGACUGUUUCCCGGAGAGCUAUGUCCCCACAGUGUUUGAGAACUACACGGCCAGUUUCGAAAUCGACACGCAGAGGAUCGAGCUCAGCCUGUGGGACACCUCAGGAUCUCCGUACUACGACAACGUGAGGCCUCUGUCCUACCCCGACUCCGACGCCGUGCUCAUCUGCUUCGACAUCAGCCGCCCGGAAACCCUCGACAGCGUCAUGAAGAAGUGGAAAGGGGAGAUCCAGGAGUUUUGUCCCAACACCAAGAUGCUGCUGGUUGGAUGUAAAUCUGACCUGCGCACUGACCUGAGCACAUUGGUGGAGCUUUCCAACCACAGACAGACCCCAGUCUCUUAUGACCAGGGUUCCAGCAUGGCCAAGCAGAUCUCGGCGCCCUACAUCGAGUGCUCGGCUCAGCAGUCGGAGAACAGCGUCAGAGACAUUUUCCACGUGGCCACGCUGGCCUGCAUCAACAAAAACCACAAAAACGUCAAGCGCAGUAAAGCCACCCGCGGCAACAAGAGGAUUUCACACAUGCCCAGUCGGCCCGACCUGGCGGCCGUGGCUUCGGACCUCCGGAAGGACAAAGCCAAAAGUUGCUCUGUCAUGUAACCGACCAGCCUGAGGGGGAUUAGACUGAGGAGAAUGAGGACAGAACCCAGUGCGAGCAGGAAACGAUGGGGCAGCGCUCCCUCCUGCAUGCUAAAGGCCCCCGAUGUGUCUGGAGAGGGCUUUUGUGAGCUUCAACUCAUCAUCAUGUUACUGGAAUACUCUGCACCGACGAAAACUCAACGCGUCAUAGCGUCCCAAUCCAUUUGGCCCCCUGCCCUAUCAGACAAGGAAGCAAUCUGUCAGAGGGCUACCUGCUCCAGGAAGUGACCUGCUUCCUCCGGGAGGACGAAGCGGACGCGGUGGAGGCUUUCCACGCCGACAGGAAAUGAGCAGGAGGAGUGAUGUCAUGAGGACGCAUUCAUUUGUAAAGGAAGGGUUUGAGAACGUGUGAUCUUUGUGAAUGAGAACCAAAGCCUGCGAUUAGGGGUUUGGAUACUCGGGGAGAAAGAAAAAAAAAAAAAGGUGGAGCUGCUGUUGUUUGUGCCGGAUCAAGGACUUUUAGCUCGGAGUUUAUACAACAAGUCGUCCCUGUGGUUUGGAACUGAUUCCCUCUCACCCCUGCUCCUGUAGCUCCUGUAGUAACUGUCUGUGUGCAGAGGAGACCAGAAGAGGCGUUUCCUCGCGCCGCCUGAAGGAAUCCUGGCGCUGCGUGUCCCCUGUCUUUGAGAUGUUGUCGGUAUAAUGUGAAGUCAUUGGUGUGUAACUGCGUCAUUGUUUGAUUUUUAAGCUUAAUCCUGAUGAGUUGCAGCCACGAGGAGCUGAAGCUAGAAGCUGUCCGAGGUUAAAACUGCACGUUUGUACCAGUCAGGCCGACUUUUCCCCUCAACAGCUGUAGAUGUUUGCUGAUUUUCUGAAGACGUUCUCCACACGACAUGAAACUUGAAAACAAUAAGCAAGGAGGCUGGAUUCAGCCUCGAGGGUUUGGCCAUCGAUUCUAUCAGUCCAUGUAAUAAACAUUGAAUUUGGCCGUUAAUCCUCUCGAGGAGUGAGAGAUUGAGCUGAAAGAACUUUAACUUGUUUAUCAGAAGUUCUCUGACUCAUCCGUUGGGUAAUUUCUCCUCGUAGAGGCCCAGCACACGUCACAGCAACAUCGACUCAUUUCCAAAGGAUUCGCAGGAAGUCGUAACUUCAUUCAUGCACGUAAAGAAAUCUGGUGGAGGCCCAAGUUUUAUGUGUGGUGCAGUGUUAACUUUAACUUCUGAUAACUGGUUAUCAAUAUAUUCAGUCAUCCACACGUCUUUUGAAUAAACACUGAACUGUGAUGAUCUUAUUUGUCCUACGAGCUCAUUCCACGAGGGCCUCCAUUGGAAAUGCAACUAAACGAUCAACGAAUGAGAAAAUGAGACUUUGUUGAAUUUGUGGUUUUCGUCUGAACAACUGUGCAAUUUACAGACUGUUUGAAUCUAGUUAUUGAUGCACUUUUAAUGGAACUUUUAAAACUUCCCCAAUUAGCUUGUUCAAAUGCCAGUGUACUGUUGCCAGACUGUUUAUCUUUAUUAUUUUCUCAGCUGUUGUCUCCCUCCCAUGUACAUUGUCAUGUUUUCCUGAAUGUUGAUCUCACCUUCAAAAUGUCUUUGCCAAUGUUGUUGCGACGAUAUUUAUUGAAUUAUAUAUUUUCCCUUUAGAAUAAAUGCAAAUGGAAUUGAAGCAAA